GAACAACCGCCCAGUUGGCCAGAAAGUCAGCAACCAAAGCCAGAACCACCUGCGAAGGAACCUAUCCCUCAAAAACCCUCAGAUUCAAACGAAAUAUCGAAACCUAAACCUAAGCCGAAGCCGAAGCCGAAGCCGAAGCCGAAGCCGAAGCCAAAACCUAAGCCGAAACCAUCACAUCACGACGACAUCAUGACUAGCCAAGGCGGUUAUCGAUCUGUUGCUUAUUUUGUGAACUGGGGCAUCUACGGACGCAAGUACACACCUGACAAGAUUCCCGUAGAGAAGCUUACCCACAUUCUCUACGCCUUUGCCGACAAUAAUGAAGACGGCACCGUCAAGCUCACAGACACAUGGUCCGAUGUCGAGAUUCACUACCCGACCGACUCUUGGAACGACGUUGGCAACAAUCUCUACGGUAACAUGAAGCAACUCAAUAUCUUCAAGCGCCGCAACCGCAACUUAAAGGUCAUGCUGUCUAUCGGUGGAUGGACGUACGCCCACGAGCAGAAGCAUUUCGAUGGGCCUGCCGGGUCGCCCGAGGGCAGGAGGCAGUUCGCCAAAUCCUGUGUGGACCUCAUCCGAGACCUCGGAUUCGAUGGCAUCGAUAUCGACUGGGAGUAUCCACAGAACGAGGGACAGGGCGAGCAAUUGGUCCUAUUGUUGAAGGAGAUCAGGGCAGCAAUGGACGAGUAUGCAGAGGCCAUAGCAAACGCGGGCAACGAGAAGCCGUACUUUGAAUUGAGCAUUGCUGCUCCGGCUGGCAAGACCAAUUACGAUAAUCUUCCCCUUGGAAAGGUGGGAGAAGUGGUGGAUUUCAUUAAUCUUAUGGGCUACGAUUUCGCCGGAUCCUGGGACAAGACAUCAGGUCAUCAAGCCAACCUCUACGCCUCAUCAUCCUGUCCAUCCUGCACGCCUUUCAAUAUCGACAGUGUCAUAACUGAUUACACCGCGGAUGGAAUUCCUUCAGAUAAGAUCGUGCUCGGCAUGCCUCUCUACGGACGCGCCUUCACCAACACAAAAGGCCUUGGUCAGCCCUACGAAGGGGUCGGCGAGGGUUCGUGGGAGAAAGGUAUCUGGGAUUUCAAGGCGCUUCCCAAGGACGGGGCCCAGGAGAUGUACGACGAAGAGUCGGGUGCCAGUUACUCGUACGACGAGGGUACGCAGACACUGAUCAGCUACGACACUGCGGACAUGGCGAGGAAGAAGGUGGAUUAUAUCAAGAAUAAAGGUCUGGGAGGUGCUAUGUGGUGGGAGCUCAGCGGCGACCGAGAGGACGAGGGAAGCCUCAUCUCGACUGUGGUUGCGGAUCUCGGGACCUUGGAGGCCAAGCCUAACAAUAUCAACUACCCAGACUCUAAGUACGAAAACCUCAAGGCGGGAUUCCCUAACGACUCAUGAUGAAUUCCACUUUGAAUCAUUCAUGACUUCUGGACGCCUCUUGGCUUUCUUGCUUGCUUGGACCGGACCGACUAAUCGACCAAUCGUCCAGGAGGAAAGUAAUUUGCCCAAAGAGGGAGAUAUACAAACUGCAAGUCAGAACCACUAUU
Aaosphaeria arxii CBS 175.79 is the source of this 1547-nucleotide messenger RNA. Its product is annotated as glycoside hydrolase family 18 protein. Lineage: Eukaryota; Fungi; Ascomycota; Dothideomycetes; Pleosporales. The record is from RefSeq and is a predicted model, not a curated record. The coding region runs from base 190 to 1398 and encodes 402 amino acids. Gene Ontology annotation, cellular component: extracellular region. Gene Ontology annotation, biological process: carbohydrate metabolic process; chitin catabolic process. Gene Ontology annotation, molecular function: chitin binding; chitinase activity. The transcript has 4 exons.